Molecule: messenger RNA, 2060 nt
Organism: Alligator sinensis (Chinese alligator)
Lineage: Eukaryota; Metazoa; Chordata; Crocodylia; Alligatoridae
Exons: 2
Coding region: 945-1880 (311 amino acids)
Source: RefSeq, a predicted model, not a curated record
GCAUGUUAACAGGAUAUACAAAAAAUAUUAGGCUUAGCAAGAACAGCCCUAGAAAACUUACCAAGGAUCAGGAAGAAAACAGGGGCUGACUUCAAAACAAAAAGAUUUUGCAGGCUACUGUAUGGACAGUAGCCAUAAGUGGCUGUGAAUGUUGGACCCUUAAAAAUGGAGAAAUUAAGAGUUCAAUUGAAAACUACUGAGAAUUGCAUGGAUACCAAAUAAUGUAAUGACAAUGAGAAGUUUGGUAUGACAAGACAUCACAUCAACACCAUGGAGAGAGAGAAGUUAAAAUUCUUUGGACAAGUGAUCAGAGAAGAAUGGGACUGCCCAGAGAAGACAAUUGUGUGUGUAAGUGUGGAAGAAAGGAAAGGAAAACAAAGAACACGAAUAAAGGAAGUAGAGUGGAUAGAAUAGGGGAUCAAUCAGACAGCAAGGUUAGAAAGGACUACACAAGUACAGGGAGAGCUGGUUUACUGUGUCACCAACUCUCAAAUCAAGGAAGGUUCAAUAAUAAUAAUAAUAAUUCAAACAAAGCCCAGAAGCAUAAAAGUGAAAUUUGUCCAGGCCCCUGAGAAAAAUUCCCUAACUCUCAUGGAAAGUCUCCAGAAUUGUAUAUGAUAGUAAGCGAUUAAGAAUUUCAUUUAGCUGAAAGAGCAAGUUGAUUAAUUGGGAGAAAGAUUGGCACCUACCCAGUCAUUAGGCUGCCACACCCCCAACUUUCCUUUGGCCCCAAUCCCUGUGUGGUUAAUUCAGUCGAAGGUGGGGGAAAGGCAAGCUGCUGAGGUUCUGACAGCUGGUAAAGCUCCUGUAAGGUUUGCACAUGGAAGAGGAGUCGAGUUUGCAAUCUCCCAGCUCCUACUGCCCUCCCUACACUGUAAGAGAGCCUAGGAAAGAAAAAAACCCAGCAAGCUGCGUUGGCCAGGAAUCAAACCCCAACCUCCCACAUGGCAGGAAAGAAUUCUAUCACUGAACCACCAAUGCUCCAGCUUCUCUGUGCUCUUCUCCAUUCAUCUCCCUGUUCAGAUCCUUCUCCCUUUCCCAACCAGUUGGAAAGACAACAUCUGUACAACCACAUCAGCAAAAGGGACCGGGCCAGCUCUGGGGUGAGGCACCCACAGGAGGGAAGGCAGCUGCUGGCAGGGCAGCAGGGGGCAGCAACACCCAGGCACUGGCAGCUCUGCCCACAUCUGCAGCUGCCUGCUGCCCUGUGGCCCAGAGCCCCGUCACCCCCUGGGAGCCUGCUGCACUCUCGUCCUGAGCAGAACCUGAUGAAAACCCACCCUGCCAUGUCACAGGUAACUAUCGGCGCCUCCUGGCACAGGCCGAGCACCCCGGCAGACGGGGCCAAGCAGCCAGCAUCUUCUGCCAGGGUCAUAUCACUGGCCCUGGGCAGUGCCUCCAGGCACUCGGCCUCUUGGGAGGGUGCUGGCAGCUGCCUGCCUGCCUCUCUUGCCUCCAAUUCAAUAGCUGACUGCCUGGGUAGGGCUGCACUGUACUGCAUCUACCAGGCAGCACAGGGACAGGCAUCCUCAACACUGUACAGCCAUCGAAAGGCACCCCGGCUUGGUGCAUUGCAGAGGAGCCCAAUGUUGCUGGGUAAGGCUGGACCUUGGGCCUCGGCUCCCAAUGAAACCAGAGCCCUUGCUCUGAGCCUGCCAGGCUGCGCACUACAGCCUCGUGUCUGUUGCUCUUCAUCACUGAUUUCCCAGCUGCCACUCCCCACCCCUAACUAUGCAUUACUCCACCAAUGCUGUCCUCCUGGCCAGGUACACAGCACCUGCUGUCCCAUCCCAUGGGCCCACUGCACAGAUCCACUGAGUAGAGCUGAUGGAGGCAUCACUCACCCACUGCGUGGCUGCCUGGCAUCAGGGUCCCCCUAGCAGCUCAUCCACAGCAGUGCCUGCCAGAGUCAGCUCUGCUCUCCCUUUGCUUUCCUGGCACUGGAGCCUCUCAUGAUGGGCAUUUGGAAAGUAGCAGACACACAGUGCUGUGUGAGAUAAGGGACCACUCCUAGGGGCUGUGUGUGUAUGUGUGUGUAUGGGUGCCUACUGGUGGUCAGC